Messenger RNA from Trypanosoma conorhini, 1734 nucleotides. Its product is annotated as putative signal recognition particle receptor like protein. Gene Ontology annotation, cellular component: endoplasmic reticulum membrane. Gene Ontology annotation, molecular function: GTP binding; signal recognition particle binding; ATP hydrolysis activity. The transcript has a single exon. Bases 1 to 1734 code for a protein of 577 amino acids. Gene Ontology annotation, biological process: SRP-dependent cotranslational protein targeting to membrane. The record is from RefSeq and is a predicted model, not a curated record. NCBI's taxonomy places the organism in Eukaryota, Euglenozoa, Kinetoplastea, Trypanosomatida, Trypanosomatidae.
AUGAUCGACACCCUCUCCGUGAUCAGCAACGGCGGGGUGGUGCUGUGGGAGCAGAGCGCCGACGACGCCGGGCGGCGGCCGACGGUGAACCGCGUGAUUCAGGAGGUGCUGCUGGAGGACCGCGCCGGCGUGCCGGAGGCGGUGCUCGGCGAGCACAAAGUCGCCUGGGCGCUGGACGGCGACGCCCGCUUCUUCGUCGUCGCCGUCUACCCCAAGUUCCUCGUCUACCCGCGCAUGGGCGCCUGCCUGCGGGGCCUCGCGCGGGCCUUCGCCGGGAAGUACGGCCGCAUCCACGACGGGGAGCUCUUCGCCGACUACGACUUCUCCGCGGAGGCGGCGGCAGCCGUGGCGGGCCUCGAACUCGGCGGCGCAGCCACCACCGUCACGGCUGCAGCAGCCGCAGCAGAAGCAGAAGUGGGAGAAGCGGUAGCCAACAGCAGCAACAACAACAACGACGGGAACGACGACGAGGAGGAGGAGGACGGCGAAGGCGAAGGCGAGAAGGAGGCGGCGGCGGCGGUGCAGCGCGGCGGCGACCGGAUUGUGACGAAGCGCGGCCACGUCAUUGGACGCAAGGGCCAAAAGCCGGCCGCCGCGAAGAAGGCGCAGAAAAAAUGCAAACCCGUGAAACAGGCGACCCGCUGGGAGGAGCCCGCGCUGGACCCCGCCGUCACUGCCCAGCAGCGGGCCCCCACGCAGGAGGAGUUGGCGGCGCAGGCGCAGGCGCAGCGGGCCGUGUUUAUUAAGCGGCUGCCGAACGGGGCUGCCGCGCCUGUGCGGGAGGCGGAGUGGGAGAACCAGCCACGCGGGCGCCUGGCGAACUGGCUGCGCGGCUACGUCGGACGCCGGGAGCUGGACAGGCAGGACUUUCAGCGCGUGAUUCCCGGCCUGCGGGAGAAGCUGAUUGCCAAGAACGUUGCCGUGGAGGUGGCGGAGCACGUGUGCAAGUCGGUGGAGACCUCGCUGGCGGGGAAGAAGCUGGGCACCUUCGACUCGCUCCAACAGUCCAUUGAGGCCGCCAUGACCGCCGCGCUGCGCCGCAUCCUGCAGCCCAAGCACGAGGUCAACAUCCUCCGCGCCGUGGCCUCGGCGCAGUCGCGCAAGAAGCCCUACUCCAUCGUCCUCUGCGGCGUCAACGGGGUGGGGAAGUCGACGACGCUGGCGAAGAUCGCCUACUGGCUGCAGCAGAACGGCCACAGCAUCAUGAUCGCCGCGGGGGACACCUUUCGCCACGGGGCGGUGGAGCAGCUGGAGGUGCACGGCCGCUGCCUGGGGGUGCCGGUGUUCCAGAUGGGCUACGGCACCGACCCCGCCGCCGUCGCCGCCGCGGCCAUCGCGCAGGCCACCCGCCAACAGCACGACGUCGUGCUGAUCGACACGGCGGGGCGGAUGCAGGACCACGAGUCCCGCAUGCGGGCCCUCGCGAAGCUGAUCCACGAGAACCAGCCGGACCUCGUCCUCUUCGUCGGCGAGGCGCUGGUGGGGAACAGCGGGGUGGACCAGCUGCGGCGGUUCAACCAGUGCCUGGUGGACUUCGCCCCAGUCGGCGCGGCGCCGCGCGGCAUCGACGGCAUCGUCCUCACAAAGUUCGACACCAUCGACGACAAGGUCGGCGCCGCCCUCUCGAUGGUCUACGAGCUCGGCCAGCCCAUCGUGUUCGUCGGCUCCGGCCAGACGUACCAGGACCUGAAGGUCAUGCAGCCCGAGGUCGUCGUCGGCGCCCUGGUGGAGUAG